This is a messenger RNA of Condylura cristata (star-nosed mole), 933 nucleotides long. Its product is annotated as olfactory receptor 145-like. Gene Ontology annotation, cellular component: membrane. The record is from RefSeq and is a predicted model, not a curated record. Gene Ontology annotation, biological process: G protein-coupled receptor signaling pathway; sensory perception of smell. NCBI's taxonomy places the organism in Eukaryota, Metazoa, Chordata, Mammalia, Eulipotyphla, Talpidae. The transcript has a single exon. Gene Ontology annotation, molecular function: odorant binding; olfactory receptor activity; G protein-coupled receptor activity. The coding region runs from base 1 to 933 and encodes 310 amino acids.
AUGGCUCUCAUCAAUGACUCUUUCGUGACUGAAUUCAUUCUGUUGGGAUUAACAGACCAACUAGAUCUCCAAAUCCCUCUGUUUCUCUUGUUCCUUUUAAUAUAUAUGUUCACAAUUUUGGGAAAUUUGGGUUUGAUAACAUUAAUUUGGUUGAAUCCACACUUACACACCCCCAUGUACUUUUUCCUCUUUAACUUAUCCUUUAUAGAUUUCUUUUAUUCUUCUGUGUUUACACCCAAAAUGCUGAUUAAUUUUAUAUCAAAGAAGAAUAUUAUCUCCUAUGCAGGGUGUAUGACUCAGCUUUACUUUUACUGCUUUCUAGUCAUUUCUGAAUGCUACAUGCUGACAUCAGUGGCCUAUGAUCGCUAUGUGGCCAUCUGUAACCCGCUCAUGUACAAUAUUGCCAUGUCUCCUAAGGUGUGUUGCAGUCUGAUGCUUGGUUCAUACACAAUAGGGUUUUCUGGAGCCAUGGCUCACACAGGAAGCAUGCUGAGACUGACCUUUUGUGAUGCAAACAAGAUCAACCAUUAUUUUUGUGACAUCCUCCCUCUGCUUGAGCUUUCUUGCACCAGCACCUAUGUCAAUGAGCUGGUAGUUUUCAUUGUGGCAGGCAGCAGCAUCAUCGUGCCCACUGUCACCAUCUUUAUCUCUUAUGGCUUCAUCCUCUCCAGCAUCCUUCGUAUCAACUCCAAGGAGGGCAGGUCCAAAGCCUUCAGCACCUGCAGUUCCCACAUCAUGGCUGUUUCUCUCUUUUUUGGCUCAGGUGCAUUUAUGUAUCUCAAGCCCUCUUCUGCUGGGUCUAUGGAUCAAGGAAAAAUCUCCUCUGUCUUCUAUACCAAUGUGGUUCCCAUGAUGAACCCUUUAAUUUAUAGCUUGAGGAAUAAGGAUGUUAAAGUUGCUCUGAGAAAAACCCUGUGCCGGAGAAUGGUUUGA